AUGCCAGUCUACCAACCAAACUUGAGCAGAAGCAAUUUGCCCCAGGGGAUCAACAGUAACAAUAACUAUAAUAACUCUGAAAACAACAACAACAGUCGCCCAUUCGUUACAACUGAUGCUACAGGAAGAACAGUCACUAUAAAUGUUGCUCAAGAUCACUUGGUGCCCAACACAACGAGCCAACAACAACAGCAACAACAACAAGGAAAUGUAUCUGACUAUUCGUUUGAUGACGAUGAUGAAGAUGAAGAUGAAGAUAGUGUUGAUGAUUUCAGAUUAAGAUAUUUGAAUCUAAGAGGAGAUACUGAUGAUGCUGGUGCUAAUACCUACAACUAUAGCUAUAAUAGCUCGGAAAAUAGCAGAAGACUUAACAGACCAUAUUUGAACCCAAAUAAUAAUUUCAUCAACUCUGGAUCAAGCUCUUCAAGAAGAACAAACAACAACAACAACAACAACAACAUGAGCAGCAAUGACCGCUUUCGUCAAGCUAUGUUGACACCACUUCCGCCACCUCCUCCUCCGCAAAGACGAGGUACUUUCAAUUCUGAAAUACCCAAUUCAGCUUCAUCAACUCUAAGUGUGAAUAGGGAUACGGGGAAUGUUUCAUUAUCAACAUAUACAAAUAAUUCAAUAAACCUGAACAAUUCUAUAUUAAGGAGAGUCAUGCAUCCAAAUAAUAGGUUCAACAAUCAUCAACAAUUUUCAGAUUUAAUGGAGAAUAACAACAAUGAAAGUCAUAUACGACAAGAAGAUUUCCUCAACAAUACACAUAACAAUACCAAUAACGGCGGGAAUGCAGCCACGUUUUCAUUGUUGAGUGAUAUUAAUAGAUACUCUACUCAGUCAUUUUAUAAUGAUUUAAAUUCACAAGGACAUGAUCCACAAGAAGAGCCAUCAAAUCAACAACAAGAACUGCCAAUGAAUUAUUUAUUCAACCAUCAAGAGCAUUCUUUCAAUAUAAAUAGAGCCUCCCAAAAUAUUAAUUUAGAUCUGAAUGAAUUUUUAGCUAAAAGACGUGAAGUUGGGGACUAUUAUAACAAACAUUUGAAAUUUAAAGCUGAGAAUCCAAAGAAAAGAGAUGCUAGCCAACUAAGUGAAGGUUCAGUCACAACUCAUUAUGAAGGAUUCCAUUUUAAUAUGAUUAGGGUUAAAUCUUGUUCAUUUUUGAAACCAGGUUUAAGUUUUAUGGUUAAAAAUCUAAAGUCAGAUCAAAUUCCUUUCACAAUUGCGUUCAUCUCUGUUGAUUAUCAAAAAAAUUUAGUUAGGGGAUCGUUGAAUUUUGAACAUUUAUAUUUGAUGAAACAUUGGCUAAGUGAAAAUGCACCGGAUAAUGCAUUUAUAAACAUUUCAAGUAAUAAUACUGUUCAAUUUUCCGGUGAAUUGAUUGAUUUUGAAAAUACAGAUUUACGUUAUAAUUCAUAUUCUUUAGAAAGCUUCAAUAAUUCAAUUGCAGAUGAUAUACAAAAUCAUUCCAAAAAUUUCAGAUUAAUUUAUAAUAAUUGCAUCACAAGAAAGCAAUUGUCAAGAUGGAAAAAAUUGAAACCAUUUCAAAAUUUAAAUGUUAAAGAUAUGAUCCCAUUAAUUACUUGCAAUGAAUGCUUAUCAAAAUUACAAGAAAAUUUUCUACUAAUGAAGAUAUAUAUUGACUGUCAUAAUUCUGAUAAUGAUGACCAAUUGUUUAAUGAAGUUGAACCAACUAUUUUGAUUUGUGUUGAUAGAAGAACAGGAGAAUUGGAGUUGAUAUCAGCUGAAGGAAAAGCAAAAACAAUAGCUGAACAAUAUGCAAGCAAUCUAAAUAAUGAGAUCAAUGAUCAAAAGGUGAAUAAUUCAGAGGACACCGUGACUUUAAUGUCAAUGAAGUGUAAAAAAUAUGUUUCACCAAGCUUGCAAUUUUGUUAA
Messenger RNA from Hansenula anomala, 1899 nucleotides. RefSeq lists its product as uncharacterized. Bases 1 to 1899 code for a protein of 632 amino acids. NCBI's taxonomy places the organism in Eukaryota, Fungi, Ascomycota, Saccharomycetes, Phaffomycetales, Wickerhamomycetaceae. The record is from RefSeq and is a predicted model, not a curated record. The transcript has a single exon.